Messenger RNA from Ficedula albicollis (Collared flycatcher), 3074 nucleotides. RefSeq names its product holocarboxylase synthetase (gene HLCS). The transcript has 11 exons. Gene Ontology annotation, molecular function: biotin--[biotin carboxyl-carrier protein] ligase activity. The coding region runs from base 301 to 2706 and encodes 801 amino acids. Gene Ontology annotation, biological process: protein modification process. Gene Ontology annotation, cellular component: cytoplasm. The record is from RefSeq and is a predicted model, not a curated record. Lineage: Eukaryota; Metazoa; Chordata; Aves; Passeriformes; Muscicapidae.
CCUCUGGUUACUGAGAGCUGGGUGCUUCUCCCUGCACAAAAUGUUGUUUUAAGUGAGGAAAAUGAGGUGAAAAAUGAAAAUCUCGGUUUUUUACAAAUGAGCAGGGGUGGGGGAGGAUGUGGCAGCCCAUGACAGUGGAAAAAUCCUGUGCUUGAACCAGUUCCACUUGGCACUGCUGGAAGCAAAACUGAAAGUGAGCUUGCUUGACUUUCAGGAUUCGAAGUGGAACUCCCCUGGCACUGCCCCCUGCUAGUCUGAAUUAUUUAAGUGAAUGCUGAAUUUAUGUUAGUUUGUCACUAAAUGCCAGGGUUGGUCUGGUUCCUUGAUGACUUAAACAGGUGGAGUGUUCUUCUGGUUUCCCCCUUUAUCCACCCUGAGAAGUUGCUGGCAGCAGAGCACAUUGCUUUUGUGACAGAGAGCAUUUCUGCUCAGACAGAGAACGUGCAGAGGGGACCUGACUCUUCAAAGGAGAUUGUCAAGUGGUCAGACUUUUGUUCACCCUUGGCCUAUAAACCUGGUGAACCUUUUAAGUUAAUUGCUGAAGCCAGUGUAGAUAAUUUCAGUAGCCUUGGAAUAGCCUUCCUGGAAGACAGGCUGCAGAUGGAUAACGGGAUGGUGCCACACAGGAUUGUUUCUGUCCAUUUAGAGGAAUCUGCUCUGAAGGAGUUGACAAAGGAAAAAGAGGUGAAAGAGAAAAGCACAGACAUGGAUGCAGUAACUCCUGCAGGGAAAUCAGCAUCAGGACGAGGUGAGGAGGAGAAAUCCAAGAAGAAAGAAGAAGAAGAAGAAGAAGAAAGGGAGCAGGAGGAGACAGGAGCUGGGGAGCAUCACCACCUGCACCUUUCCAGCUGCCACGAGUGCCUGCAGCUUGAGAGCAGCACCAUUGAAUCGGUGAAAUUCGCCUCUGCUGAAAACAUCCCAGAGCUUCCCGACGACUGCAGCAGCAGAAGGGAGGAGAAGGAGGAUGAAUGCCUGGAAAAAGGAAUAAAAAGGAUAAACCUGACUGGGAAACCCCCUAAUGUACUGAUUUACCUGGGCUCUGAGGCUGCCAAGGAGAGGUUUGAGCAGGUGAAGUCGGUGCUGAGGGAAUGCAUCGAUGCUGAGAGCUACACCCUGUACCAGCUGCAGCAGGAGCAGGUGCUCAGGGACCCCUGGGUGGAAAACUGCCUGCUGCUGGUCAUUGCCACAGAGGAGCCCAUUCCUGAAGGCAGCCACAAGCAGUUUAUGACAUUUCUGUCCAAAGGAGGGAAGAUUCUCGGGUUUUCCUCGUCCUUCACGUUUGGGGGCGUGCAGAUAAAGCAGAAAAACAAACUGAGGAAGGCUGUGCAUGAGCUGGUGGUGUCUAAAAAGGACAGCACUGAGGUGAAGCUGAACCUGCUGGCCAGUGGCUGUGUUUUUGAGGAAGGGAUGAAGGGAGAUUCCAGCAGAGUGAAGGUGUUGAGUCGAUUAAAUAAUGCUGAUAAAGACCCAGUUAUUGUGCAUCUGGCUCAUGGGAGCAGUGGAGGAGAAGCCAUCCUUUGCCAGGCCCAUUUGGAGCUGGACAGCAAUUCCAUGGAUGUGCAAACUGAAGAGGAUUUUAAUUUGCUCAAGAUGAGCAAUUCUAAGAGAUACGAAAUUCUCAAGGAUUUCCUGACCUGCCUUGGGCUGAGCUGUGAAUUGAGUGAAAUUCCUGCUUUAACUCCCAUUUACCUGCUCUCUCCAGAUGAGGAAAUCCAUCUUGCUUUCCUGAAAUGGCUGGAGGGAAACGUGGAUGCUGAGGGAUUAAGGGCAUCCAGCAAGGUGUCUCUGAAAUUUGUUCCAUCCUGGGAGUCCAAAGUGGAGGUGACUCCGUCCCUGAUGCCGGUGGUCACGGAGAUGGGGAGUUUCUCAUCAGAACAUUUCAGCCUGGAGAUUUACCAGCAGCAUCUGCAAACCAAGAAACUGGGAAAGAUCCUUCUUUUCACUGAGGUGACCACGACAACCAUGAAUCUUCUGGAUGGGUUAAUGUUCGAGUUGCCUGAGGAGAUGGGUUUAAUAGCAGUGGCUGCUCGACAAACACAAGGAAAAGGUCGUGGUGGGAAUGUUUGGCUCAGUCCCCUGGGCUGUGCCCUGUGCACUCUGCACAUCUCCAUCCCUCUACAUUCCAACCUAGGCCAGAGAAUUCCUUUUAUCCAGCACCUGGUGUCCUUGGCAGUGGUGGAGUCGGUCAGAUCCAUACCAGGAUAUGAGGACAUUGAGCUGCGAGUUAAGUGGCCAAAUGACAUUUACUACAGUGAUCUGAUGAAGCUCGGUGGAGUUCUGGUAAACUCAACACUCAUUGAAACAACAUUUCAUAUUCUCAUUGGCUUUGGAUUUAAUGUGAAUAACAGCAACCCCACCAUCUGCAUCAAUGACCUCAUUGCAAAGUUUAACAGGGAAGAGGGGACAGAGCUGAAGCCUCUGAGUGUAGAUUGUCUCAUUGCAAGGACUGUGACUGUGCUGGAGAGGCUCAUAGAGAUUUUUCAGGAGAAGGGGCCCAAUGGAGUUCUUCCCCAGUACUACAAGUACUGGGUACACAGCGGGAAGCAGGUGCAGCUGCACAGCGAGGACGGGCCCCUGGCCUGGAUCGUCGGCAUCGACGACUACGGGUACCUGCAGGUGCACCAGCAGGGCAAGGGCGUGGAGUCCGUGCACCCUGACGGCAACUCCUUCGACAUGCUGAGGAACCUCAUCGUCCCCAAGCACUGACAGCCCCCAGGGAGCUCUGCCGCUGCCACCCCAGCCUGUUCGAGGUGGGAAGGGCAGCUGAAAGUUUCGUUUUUUCCUUCUGUUUCUCUGCUUUGUGUUUGCCGUGGGGAACUUUUCAGCAGCUGAAUAGAGGUGGUGACCUCCCAGCUGAAGGCCUUUAUUCUUUUCAUUAACUUUAAAACACACCUCUGCUGCCAUUCUUUGUAAGGAUCUGUUCUUUUCAAGGAGUCUGAUUGCAAAAGAGUAUUUUUGAUGAACAGAGCUUUCUCUUCAUUUACACCCUUGGAGAGACUGAAGUGGCUCAAUAUUUCCAUUUUUUUUUUGUUUGUUUGUUUUGUUUCUGUGUGAUUUAGCACAGCGCAGGACAU